Molecule: messenger RNA, 2757 nt
Organism: Megalobrama amblycephala (Wuchang bream)
Lineage: Eukaryota; Metazoa; Chordata; Actinopteri; Cypriniformes; Xenocyprididae
Gene: fdps
Product: farnesyl diphosphate synthase (farnesyl pyrophosphate synthetase, dimethylallyltranstransferase, geranyltranstransferase)
Exons: 10
Coding region: 154-1230 (358 amino acids)
Biological process (GO): trans, trans-farnesyl diphosphate biosynthetic process
Cellular component (GO): cytoplasm
Molecular function (GO): (2E,6E)-farnesyl diphosphate synthase activity; dimethylallyltranstransferase activity
Source: RefSeq, a predicted model, not a curated record
AAAAUGGAGACUUCAGACCGAAACAAAUGUACAGAAAAACUACAAUAUGUGGUACGCCUUCGGUCUAAUGGGCCGUCUUGACUUUUCAUACGGCAGGUGAAAUAAAAGCACAGAUAUGCAUGUGUCAGUAGUCUGAGCAAGGACAGGUUCCCAAUGGGUGACAGCAGGUGCUGUAACGGUGUCCAGCAGAAAGGAAAGAUGUCUGAUGCUCAGCUCUUUGAUGGGGAGUUUGAUAAGCUGGUGUCUGAACUUACUGAACAGGAUUUCACUGAUCCAGUUCUCACUGAUGCCCUCAACAGACUCAGAGAGGUGCUUCAGUACAAUGCCCCUGGAGGCAAGAGAAACCGAGGCUUGUCUGUGAUUGGUUCUUUACGGGAGUUGGUCUCUCCCUCUGAACUGCCACCUGAUGAAGUUCACAGAGCCCUUUUGGUUGGAUGGUGCAUUGAACUGCUUCAGGCAUUUUUCUUGGUGGCUGAUGACAUCAUGGAUGCAUCCAUGACAAGAAGGGGUCAACCCUGUUGGUAUAAGAAGGAAGGUAUUGGUCUGGAUGCCAUUAAUGACGCUUUUCUCCUGGAGGGGGCGAUCUACCGCCUUCUUCGCAGACAUUGCAGAGGACAGCCCUACUAUGUCCAUCUGCUUGAGCUUUUUACUGAGACCUCUUUCCAGACAGAGUUGGGUCAAGCUUUAGAUCUGAUGACUGCACCUCCGCACAAAAUCGACCUUGAUCGCUUUACUAUGGAGAGGUAUAGAGCCAUUGUGAAAUACAAGACCGCAUUCUACUCGUUUUAUCUCCCUGUGGCUGCAGCCAUGUACAUGGCAGGGAUUGAGAAUGAGACUGAACACAACAAUGCCAAAACAAUUUUACUUGAGAUGGGAGAGUUCUUUCAGAUACAGGAUGACUACCUGGAUUGCUAUGGUGAUCCUGCAGUGACUGGAAAGAUCGGCACAGAUAUACAGGACAACAAAUGCAGCUGGCUGGUGGUGACCGCACUGGGCAUCAUGACACCUCAACAAAGGGCAGAACUAGAGGCAUGUUAUGGGCGUAGUGAUGCUGAAAGUGUUGAAAGGGUCAAGGCUUUGUAUGAUACUCUGGAAAUGCCUGUCCGAUACUAUCAACAUGAGGAGGAGAGCUAUCACCGCCUUCAAAAACUCAUCCAGCUUCAUGCCAAGAAUCUGCCUCAUGCUGUUUUUCUUAACUUUGCCAAGAAAAUAUAUAAGAGAAACAAAUGAGGUGUGGUUCAGAGAAUUGGAGGGACUUGACAAAUGGAGUCGAGUAUUUUUAGGCACACUGGCUUGGGUCAAAUAAAUAUGCAGUGAGGGAUUUUAGUAUUUUGAGUAAAUAUGAAAAUGGUAAAUUUUAACUGCACUUUAAAUAUAUUGUCAGGAAUUUAGAUACAUAAAAAAAAUCGUUAUGUGUCAUCAUUAUUUGUUUUUCCCCUUGUAUUACAGCAAAAAUGCAAUCGGCUGAUUCAGAGGUCAGGAAUUGUACAGCAAAUAGUACACAUAGACAACAUACAACAUCUGUCAGUGUUUAAUUUUGAGGAACAUAUGUAUAAACCAUAUAUUUUCAACAUCUGUGGACGAACUAGGAAGAGUAAAGAAGGAAGGGAAAAUAUGUAUAGACAAAAAUAAGUAAAUAAUUAUAAAAGAAAAAAUAUUCUUAGUAUGAAAAUCAACAAACUGCUGAUCUCAGUGUCCCAGUGGAUAGAUGCACAUAUUCAUUUGAAACAUUUAACUUGAUAUUUAAUAAGUUAAAGGAUUAGUUUACUUUAAAAUGAAAAUUACCCCAAGCUUUAUUCACCCUCAAGCCAUCCUAGGUGUAUAUGACUCUCUUUUACCUGAUGAACACAAUUGGAGAUAUAUUAAUAAAUAUCUUGACGCAUCCGAGCUUUACAAUGGUAAUUAGCGGGUAUCAACAAGUAUGAGCUGAAGAAAGUGCUUCCUUCCACAUCCAUCCAUCAUAAAUAUGUGCUCCACAUGGCUCCGGGGGGUUAGUAAAGGCCUUCUGAAGCGAAGUGAUGCGUUUGUGUAAAAAAUAUCCAUAUUUAACAAGUUAUGAAGUAAAAUAUCUAGCUUCCACCAGACCGCCUUCCGUUUUCAAAUUACGAAAAAGAAAAGUUUUACACUCUCUUCGUUGAUUAUGGAAGGCGGUCUGGGAAAGCUAGGUAUUUUACUUCAUAACUAGUUAAAUAUGGAUUUUUUUUUUUUUUUUUACACAAACACAUCGCUUCAUUUCAGAAGGCCUUUAUUAACCCCUCGGAGCCGUGUGGAGUAUGUUCAUGAUGGAUGGAUGUGGAUGGAGACACUAUCUUCAGCUUCGUACUCAUUAAUUACUGCAAUUAUAAAGCUUGGAUGUGUCAGGAUAUUUAUUAAUAUUUCUCCGAUUGUGUUCAUCAGAAAAAAAGUAAGUCAUAUACACCUAAGAUGGUUUGAGGAUGAUUAAAGCUUGGGGUAAUUUUCAUAUGAAUGUAAACUAAUCCUUUAAAUAAACAAAGAAAUAUCCUUGAGAAAACAUAUCUUCCCACACAGAACACAAUGCUACUUAAGGGCAGUUUCAUUCAGAAACCUAGCCUUUUUGUUUGUUUGUUUGUUUUGUUUUAGUGAAACCUGUGACAUUAACGGUUGUACUGCACAUUUAUAGACUACCAGAAUGUCUGUCUCAAGUGUUUGGUCAGUGAUCAUCAAUCCCCAUUAUUACUGUAUAUUUGAAUUACAGAAAGACAGCAAUGUGCUUUUAAUAAACAAAUCUGAUCAACA